CACCACGUGCUUGAAGACAACGGUUAAUAAUGGGGUCGUGAGGGCUUGAACACGUGACCUCAAAGACAAACCAGUUGGUUUAUGACAUGGUAUCAAAGCAUUCUGUGACCGUGAGGUCUUCUGUUCGAAUCUCCAUGACCCACAUCUGUUUCUGUUAAGCACAUUGUGUCCGGACCUGUACGUGUGCAAACUCCAAGCCUAUCUGAGUAGAUUGAGUUUGCGGGGAAGGUGUUAAUAAGGUAUAUGAUCUAGAAUUGAACUUCUCGCAACAACUCGAGUUAUUAGGAUCAACUGCUUCUUGACAAAUACUUAUAUAUUUAUGUGUCAAAAGUUAUUUUAAUUUUUUUAAUUGAAUCAAUCAGGAAUUGAUAAGGGGACUAUAAGUGUAUAACAUUAAUCUCAUUGCUAACCACGCGGCCUGCUUUGCUCCCACCUCGUCCAACGGAAGCCCCUUGUGACUGGAACACAUCUAUCUAAGCCUAAAUACUUGAAGCAAAUAAUGGAUUUUGGACAAAGUCCAUCAUGAACCCAAAUCCAUCACCAAAAUACUUCACCAAAUCCAUCAAGAAAAACAACCUCUUGAAAGAGAGGGAUGCCUUCGGGAACGCGGACACAGGUGGUGCAUGGCUGUCGUCAGCUCAUGCCGUAAGGUGUUGGGUUAAGUCCCGCAACAAGCGCAACCAUCGUUUUUAGUUGCCACCGUUGAGUUUGGAAGUGAAUACUUUAUCAUUGAAAAGUUACUACGAAAAUCAUAUUUAACAAGUUUGAUUAAAGAAUAACUUAAAAGAUAUGGACUCAAUUUCCACAUGUCUAGUUGUGACACAUACACACUGUCCUCAUCGAAUCAUUUCCUUCUUACAUGCUUUGCAUUUACGUUUUUCCAUUCCCAUGAUUUCCUUCUUACUUGCUUGCACUCCAGCUGAUCAUUUUGCCUAAGCUUCUCAUGACCACAGUACAGGCUACAGCAGCAGUAAGACGAGAAUCAUAAGAGAAAAGACCAAACCAUCCUCAUCCCUCUCACCUCUCUUGUCAGUUGUCACUCUCUGUUUUGAUGGAACGACAAUGGAUUGGAACUUGGAAGGAACCCAUUCAGGCGCCAUAAACUAUCCAAAAUGCUACACUACAAAAGGACCUCCUCCAAAAAAGUCCCCUCAUCCAACGAUCCACAACCCGAAUCAAAUUUACCCACAAAUUGUUUGUUUUCAAAAUUUCCUUCCUCUCUUUUCUUUAUUUUAAUGUACUUAUUCCCCUGUUCAGACCUCUGCUCCACUCUUUUUCGGGUUGCGGUUUUCGAUAUGGCGGUACACUCUUUCCCCAGUCCAGAAAAAUUAAACUAAUAAUUAACCAUUGUCCAUUUACAGGGGAGAGCAGAGCUCUUCAUCAAUAUUCUAAGUAGGAUUUCCUUUCCCCACUAUUUGCUACCCCAUCAAAACAAGCUAAAAAACAGAGCAUAAACAAAACAGAGUGAGAGAGAGAGAGUAACUGCAAGUUGGGAAACUGAAGACAAUGGCUUCUGUUGCUUCUUCAGCAAUUUUCCUCUUCUUCUGCUUCUUCUCCACUCUGGUUUUCAUACUGGUUCAGGGCGCUACUACCAGCACCGAGGAGCUGAGUUCUCUCCUGGAAGUAAAAUCAGCUUUGGACCCUGAAGGAAAGUACCUUUCUUCAUGGACCGUCAAUGGCGACCCGUGCGGCGGCUCGUUCGAAGGAGUGGGUUGUAAUGAGAAAGGUCAGGUUGCUAACAUUUCGCUGCAGGGGAAAGGGCUUCAUGGGAAGCUAUCCCCUGCCAUUUCUGGGUUGAAGAACUUGACUGGUCUCUACUUGCAUUACAACUCUCUGUACGGCGAAAUCCCCUCUGAGAUUGGGAACUUGACCGAGCUCGUUGACUUGUACUUGAACGUCAACAAUCUCUCCGGCGAAAUCCCUCCUCAGAUUGGCAACUUGGCUAAACUACAAGUGUUGCAGCUCUGUUACAACCAGUUUAAUGGAAGCGUACCAAUCCAGCUAGGCUCAUUAAACAAGCUAACUGUUCUCGCCCUUCAGUCAAAUCGAUUUAAUGGCGCAAUCCCGGCUAGCCUAGGCAAUCUAGGGAUGCUAACGCGCCUAGAUUUGAGCUUCAACCGUUUCUUCGGCUCAAUCCCAACGAAACUCGCCGAUGCUCCCGUUCUCCAACUUCUAGACAUCCGCAACAACACUUUCUCCGGCAAUGUCCCACUCGCUCUCAAGAGGCUGAACGAGGGUUUCGUGUUCACAAACAACCCGGGGCUCUGCGGGUCGGGUUUCAUGUCGUUAAGACCUUGCAAUGCAUCAGAAGGAACCAACCCAAACAGGCCAGAAGCUUUUGGACCAGGAGAUGGGAUUCCAAAUACAAGGGAAAUCCCACAAACAGCUGAUUUGAGACUCCCCUGCAGCGAGAAUCAAACUCACUGCUCUUCAAAUCCAGCAACUCACCACCAUCAAGCAGCCUCAUUCAUCGUGGGCUCAAUUGUCCUCACCAUAGCUUUGCUAGCCAUUUCAGCACUCUCAUUCAUUCACUACCGCCGCCGCAAGCAGAAGCUUUCCAGCACAUUGGAUCCUGCAAAUCUCUCUACUGAUCAACAAGCAAAGAGUGGUGGGAUCUACAGGAAAAAUGGCUCCCCACUAAUCAGUCUGGAGUAUCCCAACGGUUGGGAUCCUUUGGCUGAUGGCAAGAACUGUGGGAAUGCCACCCAAGAUGUUCUUGAGAGCUUCAAGUUCAACUUGGAGGAAGUGGAGACUGCAACGCAGUACUUCUCCGAGAUGAACUUGCUUGGGAAGUCAAAGUUUACCUCGACGUACAGAGGGAUUCUUCGAGAUGGGUCUGGUGUGGCGAUCAAGAGCAUCAGCAAGAGCAGCUGCAAGUCGGACGAGGCUGAGUUCUUGAGAGGGUUGAAUGCAUUGACUUCGCUGAGGCAUGACAAUUUGGUGAGGUUUAGAGGGUUUUGCUGCUCGAGAGGGCGCGGGGAGUGCUUCUUGAUCUAUGAUUAUGUUCAUAAUGGCAACUUGUUGAGCUAUCUGGAUGUUGAGGAAGGUGGCAGCCGUGUUCUUGAAUGGUCCACUAGAGUCUCCAUUGUUAAGGGCAUCGCCAAAGGCAUAGCUUACCUGCACGGCUACAAAGCCAACAAACCGUCCAUGAUCCACCAGAACAUCACGGCCGAGAAGGUGCUAAUCGACCAGAGGUUCAACCCGGUGCUAGCCGAUUCAGGCCUGCAGAACCUGCUCACCAACGACACGGUCUUCUCGGCACUGAAAGCUAGUGCGGCAAUGGGUUACAUGGCUCCAGAGUACUCGACCACUGGCCGGUUCACGGACAAGAGCGAUGUGUAUGCCUAUGGGGUGAUCGUGUUCCAAAUCCUCUCGGGGAAGCGAAAUGUUUCGAAUCUGGUCAGAUUGGGAGUUGAGGCAUGUAGGUUCCAGGACUACAUUGACCCAAAUGUCCAUGGAAGGUUCUUUGAAUAUGAAGCUGCCAAGCUUGCUAGGGUUGCUUGGCUUUGUACCCAUGAGUCUCCUAUUGAGAGGCCCUCCAUGGAUGUUGUUGUUCAGGAAUUAGGUAACUUCAGUAGCUGCAUCUAAGUUCAGGUGGGUUGUAGGGUUGUUUCUUUUCUUUCUAACUAAAGGGGAUGAAAGUAAGAUCUUGUCAACCUCAUUUUUCAAAUUGUACGAAAGGCUAGUUUCUUCUAGCCUUGAAGGAGAUGGUGGCAGGUUUAUGGAAUUCGGAGCAAGGAUUAUUGUACCUUAUCAACCGGUCGAGUAAUUAGCAUAAUGAGUAGAAUAUGAAGGUUACCCCUAAUGACCAUGGUGAAAAGUUUGUAACUUUGGCAUCUGUAGUUAGUUUCAUCACCAGUUGAUCUGUAGUUUUUUCAAAUGAUAGUGAAAUUUCGAGGGAAUUCAGCAUAUGAUGAACCAGAGAGAAAUCCAUAUGAUUGCGAGCUAAAGAGAUAAUAAGUAGCAUUCAACAUGGAAUAUAACUUGAUGAAGCACAAUAGCUCAUCAGUGCGAUUAUGCAAACAGUAGAUUGUCUAUCAAAACCAGAGUCGCCAUAACUGUAUUGGGCAUUAUCGCGGGUUGGGGCAUAAGAACAUUUGAUGAUAACAAACACAAAAUGGAUUAGAAAUAGGGAUGCCGAUGGUAAAUUUUGGGAGGAAAAAAUUACCUUGUAUAUGUUUAUACUAAUAAUGGAACACAAUACCUAUAGACGGUAUAAAAAUGUUUUUCCCUACACUACAACUCAUUACUUGUUUAUAAAUUGACAUUUCGAAAAGAAGCAGGCUAAACACGAUAAUAUACAAGAACUUUACAGAUCAGACUACCAAUUGCAACGACAAGUGUAUAAAAAGCAUUUUCAAUUUUGAGUUAUAUUCAGUAAAAACUUCGAGGUCGAAUUGGCCAACAGUUAGCUAAUGGUUGCUUAGUGGGAUGCAUUAAAGGAGACCUAUUUAAAUGUGUAGACAACAAAUAUAAUUUGUGUGUCUUCCCGAAUGUGAAAACUUGUCGUGGUUGUUUACGAAAACAAUGAUUGUAUUAUUAUUAUUAUUAUUUUUUUGUCUAUGAAUGAAUUAUUUGGAUACAGCAUCCUCAACUCCCAGUCCCGGGUAACUAAGAGAUUAGUUUUGAUUAUACUUAUUAAUUAAAUAUUUAUAUUUCGAAAAGAGGACACAUGUAUUAUCAAAUCCGGCCUCCGUCAUUGUUGAUACCCAUUUUCAAAUACCCAAAUCCUCAACCAUCACAUAGCCACGUGUGGAGGAUUUGUAACUCCAUCGCCAUAGAUGCGAUUUUUGAGUACCCAUGGUCCAUGGAUAAUGCUCAUCUCAUAUAUCCAAUAUUAUUAUAUCUAGAAUUGAACAUGUAGAGAUUCACUUAUAAGUUAUAGCACUAAACAAAGCUAGUAAAUAGCGAAAUCAACAAAGCUACACCCAUUAUUCAUAAUAUGAGUUCAAAAUAUCCCGUCAUAAAACAUCAUUGAUCCAUAAGAAAAAUUACAAUACUAUUCAAAUCAUUUGUCUGCAACUCACAUAUGUACUAAACAAUAAAUAACUAACAUAAUCUUGAUAACAAUGAAAAAGAAGUGAAAGAGUGAAUGGUGAGUAUGGGAAAAUAAAUUAGUUUUUGAUUUGGGUGCAUCUAAAUUACAUUUCACUUUUUUUAGUUACCUUUUGUGUCAUGGAUAAAAUAUUAUCUUAUGUUUUUUAGGGGUCGUUUGGAAGUUGCGAUUGUUAAAUAAAUGUAUUGUUGAGAA
This is a messenger RNA of Linum trigynum, 5251 nucleotides long. The record is from the annotation of a GenBank genome assembly. NCBI's taxonomy places the organism in Eukaryota, Viridiplantae, Streptophyta, Magnoliopsida, Malpighiales, Linaceae.